Messenger RNA from Pelecanus crispus (Dalmatian pelican), 1718 nucleotides. The record is from RefSeq and is a predicted model, not a curated record. NCBI's taxonomy places the organism in Eukaryota, Metazoa, Chordata, Aves, Pelecaniformes, Pelecanidae.
AACCUGCAGACCUCUUGAAGGUAUUAGAUUUUCAUAAUUUACCUGAUGGUAUAACAAAAACAACAGGGUUUUGCACAAGCAGAAGAUCUUCGAAAGAAGCAGAUGUUGCUUAUAGAGUAACAAAAGAUGCUCAGCUUAGUGCACCGACAAAGCAGCUGUAUCCUGCUUCCCCAUUCCCAGAGGACUUCUCCAUUCUAACCACUGUAAAAGCGAAGAAAGGAGGUCAGUCCUUCUUGAUCUCAAUUUACAAUGAGCAAGGGAUCCAGCAAAUUGGUGUGGAGAUGGGUAGAUCUCCUGUAUUCCUGUAUGAAGACCAUACAGGAAAGCCAGGCCCAGAAGACUAUCCUCUCUUUAGAGGCAUUAACCUAGCAGAUGGCAAGUGGCACAGAGUAGCUAUCAGUGUGCAGAAGAAAAAUGUCACCUUGAUUUUGGACUGUAAAAAGAAGAUAACCAAGUUCUUGGACCGAAGCGACCAUCCCAUCAUUGACGUCAAUGGCAUCAUUGUAUUUGGAACAAGGAUAUUGGAUGAGGAAGUCUUUGAGGGCGACAUCCAGCAGCUCCUGAUUGUGGCGGACCCCCGAGCAGCCCACGAUUACUGCGAACACUACAGCCCCGACUGCGACACUGCCAUCCCUGACUCCCCCCAGUCCCAGGACCCCAACCAGGAUGAAUACUACACCGAUGGGGAGGGAGAAGGUGACACCUACUACUACGAGUACCCCUACUACGAAGAUGUUGAUGAAACUGUAAAGCCAGAAGCACCCACCACCAAACCCAGCACUCCCGAGGUGGCUGCUGGAGAGAGACCUGAAACCAAGCAGGACUAUCCUUCCCCUACGCCAUUACCUGAUGGAGGGGACCCCGGGAAGUGGACGAAAGGGGAUGCUGUGGUGGAUGACCCUCUCGUGGAUGAGUACAAUUAUGAAACCAUUAACGAAGAGUACUUCACGCCUCUCCCCUAUGAAGAUGUCAACUACAAUGAAGAAGUAGACACCCAGGGAGGACUCACUGAAAAUGCCGUGGAAGCUGAACUCCCCACGAGUACCGUCAUCACCUACAAUGAGACCGAUGCUGCUCAAGGAGGAGACGACCUGGAUAAAGAUUUCACCGAGGAAACAAUAAAAGAAUAUGAUGGGAAUUAUUAUGAUAACUAUUACGACCGAACAGUGUCUCCUGAUAUUGGCCCCGGCAUGCCUGCUAACCAGGACACCAUCUACGAAGGGAUCGGUGGCCCACGGGGUGAGAAAGGACAGAAGGGGGAGCCUGCGAUUAUUGAGCCGGGUAUGCUGGUGGAAGGCCCACCUGGUCCCGAAGGCCCAGCAGGUCUUCCAGGACCUCCAGGACCAACUGGACCUGUGGGCUUAAUGGGUGACCCUGGGGAGAGAGGACCACCUGGUCGCCCAGGUCUUCCAGGAGCAGAUGGUUUACCAGGACCACCGGGGACAAUGCUUAUGUUGCCUUUCCGCUUUAGUGGAGGAGGAGAUGCUGGCUCUAAAGGACCUCUCGUUUCAGCCCAGGAGGCCCAAGCCCAAGCCAUCCUGCAGCAGGCCAGGCUGGCACUGAGAGGACCAGCAGGUCCAAUGGGUCUGACAGGGCGGCCGGGCCCCAUGGGACCCCCAGGCAGUGGAGGACUGAAGGGAGAAGCUGGAGAAAUGGGACCUCAGGGUGAGCCAGGCCCCCACGGACCCCCAGGGGCACCUGGAGAGGAUGGCGAGAGG